Paraglomus brasilianum is the source of this 442-nucleotide messenger RNA. Lineage: Eukaryota; Fungi; Glomeromycota; Glomeromycetes; Paraglomerales; Paraglomeraceae. The record is from the annotation of a GenBank genome assembly.
UGAGGGUAAUAAUACAGCUAAUAAUACUGAUGGAAUAGGAGAGAAAGCAAGGCGAGGUCAUGCUGUCUUACGUGAGCUUGCUGUUCAGCAAGUGCAUCGAAACAUCCGCACAAUGGAGAAUCUAAUGAGUAGUAGAAAUAAGAGACAACGAUUAGAGUUUGACAUUGGAGAUUACCUUAGAGUUAAUAUCCCAAGGGUAGAUAGAACAGUUGCUGAUCUAGAGAGCAUAAGUGCAGAGUUCCCUGAACUCGAGAACAUACCAGAUAAACGAAUCUCCCUAAUGGAAGCAGCAAAGAUGCAGAGUUCAGCGACAGUCACGGGAGCUCUCUGCCGUUGUAAAUCUAAAUGUGAUAGUAACAGGUGUCCUUGCAAGCGAACUGGCACCGGCUGUGGUUCAAGAUGCCACCCUUCACAACUUACGUGUAUGAAUCGCAGUAACUAG